Penaeus vannamei (Pacific white shrimp) is the source of this 514-nucleotide messenger RNA. The record is from RefSeq and is a predicted model, not a curated record. Lineage: Eukaryota; Metazoa; Arthropoda; Malacostraca; Decapoda; Penaeidae.
ACAACUUUGCCAAGAAAUCCGACAGUUUUGUGGACAGUCAAGGAAUUCCAUACGAUUACUCAAGUGACAUGCAUUACAGCGGAUUUGACUUCUCGAAGAACGGCCGCCUGACCAUCGCCACGGUGGACCCCCGCAACCAGGAGCUGAUCGGACGUCGCGACGGCCUGUCGCACCGGGACACGCACCUCGCCAACCUCAUGUACGGAUGCAUCGACAAGUGGAAGCAGGCGUGUAGCAUGGACAGCGACCCCUGCCAGAACGGCGGUACACUGGUGCAAACUGCGCGUGCGUGUGUCCGCAAGGAACAUCCGGGUCUUCCUGCGAAACACUCGAAGAGGAUUAUUUUGCCUCGCAACGCAGUGACUGCAGUGCGCGCAUCACAAGCCCUGGCACGGUCACCUCGCCCAACUACCCGAGUAACUACCCUUAUGGAGUGGUAUGUGCCAAGUGGGUAGUGGCACCUGAGUGCAAGCUGCCCAGAGUCACCUUCACUGCCUUCAGGCUCUCCGACUGU